Molecule: messenger RNA, 3729 nt
Organism: Wallemia ichthyophaga EXF-994
Lineage: Eukaryota; Fungi; Basidiomycota; Wallemiomycetes; Wallemiales; Wallemiaceae
Product: Ribonucleoside-diphosphate reductase large chain
Exons: 12
Coding region: 1-3729 (1242 amino acids)
Biological process (GO): DNA replication; deoxyribonucleotide biosynthetic process
Cellular component (GO): ribonucleoside-diphosphate reductase complex
Molecular function (GO): ribonucleoside-diphosphate reductase activity, thioredoxin disulfide as acceptor; ATP binding
Source: RefSeq, a predicted model, not a curated record
AUGUCCGGAAUGACAGUUUUUAAGCGCGACGGCCGUAAAGAAAGCGUAGCCUUUGAUAAAAUCACAGCGAGAAUCAAUAAGCUUUGCUAUGGACUUGAUUCAAAUCACGUAGACCCAAUUGAGAUUACAAAGAAGGUCGUACAAGGUGUUCACCAGGGCAUCACCACCGUCGAGCUCGACAAUUUAGCUGCCGAAACGGCUGCAUACCUCACUGUAAAACACCCUGAUUACGCUGUACUCGCAGCUAGAAUAGCCAUUUCAAACUUACACAAGGAAACCAAGAAGGCUUUUUCGGCUGUUAUCGAAGAUCUCUACAAAUAUGUAAAUCCAAGAAAUGGCAAGCCAGGUCCACUUAUUAGCGACGAGACGUAUGAUAUAAUAAUGAAAAACCGCGGCGUACUUGACUCUGCUAUCCUCUACGAUCGCGAUUUUAACUACAAUUUCUUUGGUUUUAAGACUCUUGAAAGAUCAUACCUUCUUCGUAUAAAUGGCAAGGUCGCAGAGCGUCCACAGCACAUGUUGAUGCGUGUAGCAGUUGGAAUCCACGGUGCAGACAUCGAGCGCGUUAUCGAAACUUAUAACCUUAUGUCAAUCAAGGCAUUUACGCACGCCAGUCCAACCCUCUUCAAUGCUGGUACACCACAGCCUCAAAUGUCCUCGUGCUUCUUGGUUACUAUGCAAGACGACUCCAUUGAAGGCAUUUACGAUACUCUCAAGUCUUGUGCCCUUAUUUCAAAGACUGCAGGUGGUAUCGGUUUAAACAUACACUGCAUUCGUGCAACCGGAUCUUACAUUUCUGGUACUAAUGGUUCUUCAAAUGGUAUCGUACCAAUGCUCAGAGCAUUUGAUGCAACAGCACGUUACGUUGAUCAAGGUGGUAAUAAGAGACCUGGUGCUUUUGCCAUCUACCUUGAGCCAUGGCACCCUGACGUCUUUGAGUUCUUGGAUUUGCGUAAAAACCACGGUAAGGAAGAAGUCAGAGCCCGUGAUUUAUUCUAUGCUUUAUGGAUACCAGACUUGUUCAUGCAACGUGUUCAAGAGAACGGUGACUGGCCUUUGUUCUGCCCACACGAAGCACCUGGCUUACAUGAGGUUUGGGGUAAAGAAUUUGAGCAACUCUUCUUCAAGUACGAGAGAGAAGGUAGAUCAAAGAAGGUGGUCAAAGCACAAAAGCUUUGGUACUCUAUUCUCGACUCACAAGUCGAGACUGGUGGUCCAUUCAUGUUAUACAAAGAUCACGCAAAUGCCAAGUCUAACCAACAAAACCUUGGUACAAUCAAGAACUCAAACUUGUGCACAGAGAUUAUUGAAUACUCUGCGCCUGACGAAGUUGCCGUGUGUAACCUCGCUUCGAUCGCUUUACCAUCAUACAUCAAAGAUCGCAGGUUCGACUUUAAGGAAUUGCAUAAGGUUACAAAAGUACUUACUCGCAACCUCAACCGUAUCAUUGAUGUGAAUUACUAUCCAGUAAAGGAGGCUCGUAACUCUAACAUGCGCCAUCGUCCAAUUGGUUUGGGUGUUCAAGGUCUUGCGGAUGCAUUCCAACUGUUAAGAUUUCCUUUCAGCUCAGAAGAAGCAAGGUUACUCAACAAGCAAAUAUUUGAAACCAUCUACCACGCUGCCGUUGAAUCAUCCACAGAACUUGCUACCGAAUUCGGUCCAUAUGAGACUUAUCAAGGCAGUCCAGCUAGCAAGGGACAGUUGCAAUAUGAUUUAUGGAAUGUUCAACCCACUAAUUUAUGGGACUGGAAUGAUUUGAAGCAGAAGGUGGCUCGUUGUGGUUUGAGAAAUUCACUUUUAGUCGCACCAAUGCCAACAGCUUCAACAUCACAAAUAUUAGGAUUCAAUGAGUGCUUUGAACCUUAUACAUCAAAUAUUUACACAAGAAGAGUUUUAUCUGGAGAAUUCCAGAUAGUAAACCCAUGGCUGUUGAAGGACUUGUGUGAGUUGGGAUUAUGGAAUGAUGGUAUGAAGAACAAGAUUAUUGCGCACGGUGGAUCAAUUCAGAAUAUCUCAGAAAUUCCAUAUGAGAUCAAGGAACUGUACAAGACGGUUUGGGAAAUAAGUCAGAAGGUUGUCAUAGAUUUGGCUGCUGAUAGAGGGGCGUUCAUUGAUCAAAGUCAGAGUUUGAAUGUUCAUUUGGCGUCACCAACCCAUGCACAGCUAACAUCUAUGCAUUUCUAUGCUCACAAGAGAGGAUUGAAGACUGGUAUGUACUACUUGCGCACACGUCCACAAUCAGCAGCUAUUCAAUUCACUGUCGACAAGGAAGCAUUAGAUGAGGCGAAGAGUGCACAAAGUGGCAAGUCAACACCAACAAGUGCACCAACACCACCCAAUAUACUCAAUGGAGUUGAAAGAAUGAAGUUGGAGGAUAAGAAUAGUAGCACGCGCUCGAAUGCAGCGAGAAAUGUUUCAACGCCAGUAAGAGCAGCCACCAUUUCAAGAGCAGUGAGUGGAAUUGAGAAUACGUCAUCAAUCAAGCGCACGCUGUCUUCUCACAUUGACAUUGAGAAUGAUGAGAACAACCAACCAAGAGGAGAAGAAAUAGUGGCUGGUGAAGAAACGGAAGAUGAAGAUGAAAUUGAUUUUGAGACAGCCAAAGCGAGAAUGGAAGCUAAGCAACUCGAGCAAGAGAAGCUUAUUUGUAGCAUUGAGAACAAGGAAGCUUCAACAUUGGCUGGCGGUGCAGCGGGCGUGGUGGCAAGCGUGCUUACAUGUCCAUUAGACGUAAUAAAAACUAGACUACAAGCUCAAAAGAAGUCCAAAGGACACACGCUGGAUGGUGUAAUUGAUACGGUAAAGAAAAUAUCUCAUGAACAAGGAUACAAAGGUUAUUACAAAGGAUUGGGUCCGACGAUACUUGGCUAUCUUCCAACUUGGGCCAUUUACUUUACAGUUUAUGACGAGGUCAAGGCUAUUCUUUCAAGCAAGCGAGGUGACCCCGAUGGAGUAGAUUGGUCAACUCAUAUGAUUGCAUCUGCUAGUGCGGGCGCUACAGGCGCAACUCUCACCAACCCAUUGUGGGUGGUAAAAACAAGAUUCAUGACUCAGGAGAAGGGAACGAUACCAUAUAGACAUACUUUACACGCUUUGGAAUCCAUUUAUAAGAAUGAAGGGAUGAAAGGUUUCUAUAAAGGAUUGAUACCGUCACUGGUCGGAGUGACGCACGUAGUAAUUCAAUUCCCGGUGUACGAAAGACUCAAGUUGAAAAUGAAGAAGGCUGAUAAUGGUGAAUUAUCUACUAUUUCACUUCUCGCCUGCUCUUCAAUAUCCAAAAUGAUGGCAUCAGUUUCGACUUAUCCACACGAAGUAGUCAGGACGCGACUCCAGGUGGAGAGGAGUGUAAUUGGAUUGAUCGUAGCAGCUAGCGCUGCUCCAGCCGGCUCAUCAGCACAGAAUGAACAUGCAGCUACCGUAGAUAAGAGAGACUUUGGAGACUUUAUUCAAGGCGCUGAAGAUACUGGCGAAGAUAUAAAGGAUUUCUUCACCGGAGAAAAGCGUGAUUGGAUGGAUAAAACUUCAGACUUUUUCGACAAUAUUGGAGACGCCUUCACCGGCGAUGACGAUAAGCAAAAGCGCGAUUGGGUUGAGGACGCUUCAAAUUUCUUCGAUAACAUUGGAGACGCCUUCACCGGCGAUGACGACAAGCAAAAGCGCGAUUGGAUCGACGAUAUCGGACAAUUCAGUGAGAACGUCAAGGAUAUGUUCGAUGGUGAUGAUAAGUAG